UUGGGUAAAAUUCAAAGCAGGACAGCAGUCAACACUAUCAUUAAUGUACACAGAAAAACAAGUGCGGUCAAGUCCGAUGGCUUGGGCCUCUUUGGUAGUCCGAUGGCUUGCGGUCAAAAUCCGAUGGUUUUGAGUUAAGGGAGGUUCGGAUUCUUUGGUAGUCCGAUGGCUUGGGCCUCUGAUCGUCUAAUUCUCUAUUGCCCUCGCAGUUGCUGUGAUUGUGCCAAGGGUUGAUACAUGCAUCUGCCAUUAAAUGUUACUGAAAGCUUUGCUUGUUGUUUCCCUCCUCUUCCCAUUUUGCACUUCCAUUGACACCAUAGAAAUGGACCAACAUGUAAAGGAUGGUGAUCUUCUGGUGUCCAAAGAAAACGUCUUCGCAUUAGGGUUCUUCAGCCCCAGAAACUCCAGCUCCAGGUACGUCGGAAUUUGGUAUGCUGAAAAAGAUGAAAAAGAUCAAAAGGCAGUGGUUUGGGUAGCAAACAGAAACGACCCCAUCAAUGAUACCUCUGGUGUCCUAACUAUAGACAGGUAUGGGAGACUGCUUCUUUAUUCUAACAAUAUGCAGAACAUUCCUGUGUGGUCUACAAAUGUGACGGUUCAAACUGCGAGCACUAGUUGCAUGGCUCAGCUUUUAGAUUCUGGAAAUUUAGUUCUUUUCCGGGAUAAUAAAAGCAAAAAUUUUAUGUGGCAGAGUUUUGACUAUCCUACAGAUACUCUCCUUCCGGGUAUGAAACUAGGCAUGAAUUGGAAAUUGGGGAUAGAAUGGGUCUUAACAUCUUGGAAGUCACAAGAUGACCCUGGAACUGGGGAAUACACCAAUAGGCUCUAUUCCAAUCAGACUGCCACCCCCGAAUUUUUUGUUUUUUAUAAAGGUUUGACUCCGCAUUGGCGAUCUGAGCCAGUGGACACUUUUGUCAGUAAUCAGGACGAAAUGUAUUUCUUUCUUAAAAACGAUAGCACUUCAACAAGGGUGGUGUUGAAGGAUUCUGGGUUAGUGCAACACCUCAGGUGGAACAAUGCGGAUAGAGAAUGGAAGGAACUAUGGUCAGGGCCAAAAUAUCGGUGUGACCAGUAUGGAGAGUGCGGUGCCAACAGCAAAUGUAUCCCUGACAAUUUCAAUUCGUUUGAGUGUGAGUGUCUGCCAGGGUAUGAACCGAAUGUUAGAGUAUGAGUAUGAUUCCUACAU
This is a messenger RNA of Malus domestica (apple), 1186 nucleotides long. RefSeq names its product G-type lectin S-receptor-like serine/threonine-protein kinase At1g11410. Gene Ontology annotation, biological process: recognition of pollen. The record is from RefSeq and is a predicted model, not a curated record. NCBI's taxonomy places the organism in Eukaryota, Viridiplantae, Streptophyta, Magnoliopsida, Rosales, Rosaceae.